GGCGCCAUUAUACUGAGGUUGUUUUAUUUUCCUCAUUUCUUACAUUUGGAUUGACACAAUUUGCCCUACACCGUGUCUACAACGCCGCAACAGCUUGAGACUGACUACUGGAUGUGUUACAUCGCUUCUAAUGAUUGGAAAAUCCGUUUGUACUUCGUGUCAGAAACAGCUUGAGCGCUUGGAGUAUAUCUGCACCUCAGAAAUAUACCGGGGCAUCACUUUACUGUCCGCAUCCACUGUAGAUAGUAUAUAUAAUGGGUUCUAUAUUGUUGUCUGUUGUCACGCCGCGCGCCGCGCCACUCGCCUCAGAGGAAGACACGGAAGCAGCGGGGCAGCGCGGUGGGUUUUUCCUGGGGAUGAACCCGCAAGAGUGGAAGAGCUCCGGAGAACAUCUACGCUGUGUGGAUGCACCUUACGAGAGAAUAAGCAAGGCAACUGCAAUGAAGCAUCAAGAAAGACGGGCAGGCCAGCCACCCUGAGACUGAUAAUUCAUGAGAAGACAUUUCUGUCAAAGUGGAUGGUGAGCAAAGAUGGUGGCCACGUUUUGGAGCAGCACCUGGGUUUUGCAGAUGGCUAUGUAUUCUUUGGCUGUUUGUCUUUUUCCCCAUUAUGUUUCUGUUGCAGCCAAGUUAGUACGAUAUCAGAAAGUUUCUUCCAACAGCACUUGGGUGGUGAUGAUGAAGACAUGCUUUCAACCGCUGGAUGGCUCAAGAUUACUGCCGCCAACGGACUGGACAUCCCGUACUUGGGAUAUCUUGAGUUGGAAAUAGAGACUAUGGGCUGA
Messenger RNA from Onychostoma macrolepis, 784 nucleotides. RefSeq lists its product as uncharacterized. Lineage: Eukaryota; Metazoa; Chordata; Actinopteri; Cypriniformes; Cyprinidae. The coding region runs from base 131 to 784 and encodes 217 amino acids. The transcript is spliced from 4 exons. The record is from RefSeq and is a predicted model, not a curated record.